GGCGAUACCAAAAUUAUAUAGACAGCCUCUCCCAUGUUACGAACAACUUGUGAGAUUCAAAAGUCUCCAGUUAUCUACUUUGCCCAGAAGAAAAUAAAAAAUAAAAAAUAUCAGGUCAAACUCAUCUUCUCAACUCUCCUCUUCUGUAAUCCCAUCCUCUUUUCAGUCUCUAAAAAACCAAAAAAACAAAAAGAAUCAUCUUUCUCUCUCUUUCUCUACAUUAUCAAAAUUCUCAAAUGAACCAAAAUAUUUUGCAAAUACCCUUUUCUCCAUUGAUAAAUCUCUUUAUUAUUAUUUUCUUUCUUCUUGCAAGAAAGGCUUUAUGUAUAGAUCCUUAUUUCUUGGCCUGCAACCCUAAAACCUGCGGCGAUGGUCAAAACAUAACCUUUCCUUUCUUUAUUGAAGGCCAGCAAGAAUCUUUUUGUGGGUAUCCUGGAUUCAAUCUUUCUUGCCAAAAUGGGCAUCCAAUUCUUAGAUUACAAGAUACUAACUAUAUUAUCCAACAAAUCAACUACAGAAACCAGACUCUUCGUGUCUCAAGCGCUGCCGUUUUCAAUACAAGCAAUACUUGUGUUCCUUCAUUCAAGAACGUGAUAUUACCCGAUGAUAAGUUUAGGUUAUCCCAAAACCAAACAGACCUCUUCUUGCUAUACCGUUGCAACUCAACACUGGUUAGAGAUGGUAAUAACAGUGAACUUAUAAAAUAUGAAGUUGAUUGCUUUGGUGAGAGUGAAACUGGACCGACUCUGUCAAUGUUUAAGGGUGAUCCUUUGCUGAGAAAAGCAGAAGAAUUGUGUGAAGAAAAAGUGAUUGUGCCUGUUGAAUUGCAGAAAGGAGAGAGUAGUAAUGGGUUUGAAAGGAUGAUAAAGAAAGGGUUUUCGCUGGACUGGACAGCAAGUAAUUGUAGCAUUUGUGCAGAUAGCGGUGGCAAAUGUGGGUUUGAUAGUAAGACUUACCAUUUUAAGUGUUUCUGCCCUGACAGGCCUCAUGCUUGGGACUGUAAACCUCUUCCUAUCUCCGGAAAUAACAAAUUGGGAUUGAAGCUAGGAUUAGGAUUAGGCAUUGGAGUCCCAGUGAUAAUAUCAUUCCUUUUUAUUUUUUGGGUUUACCGCAGAAGAAGACAAGCUUCCUCAAACUUACUGUCAACAAAUUCCACUUCUGAUCCCUCCUCAAAAUCAGAUGUAGAACUGGGGGGCAUCUACUUGGGUGUCCCCCUCUUUUCCUAUAAUGAACUUGAAGAAGCCACUUGUAAUUUUGAUGGUAAAAAAGAGCUCGGGGAUGGAGGUUUUGGAACUGUGUAUUACGGCAAGCUCCGAGAUGGACGAGAGGUUGCAGUAAAACGGCUAUACGAGCAUAACUACAGAAGGGUAGAGCAGUUCAUGAAUGAAAUAGAAAUCCUGACACGCCUUCGCCACAAAAAUCUUGUUUCCCUUUAUGGAUGCACUUCUCAUCGCAGUCGUGAGCUUCUUCUUGUAUAUGAAUACAUUCCCAACGGUACAGUUGCAGAUCAUCUCCAUGGUGAUAGAGCAAAGUCAAGUCCACUGACAUGGCCUGUUCGACUGAGCAUAGCAAUAGAAACAGCUACUGCUUUAUCCUACCUUCAUGCCUCCGAUAUCAUACACCGAGAUGUCAAAACCAACAACAUUCUUCUUGACAAUAAUUUCUGCGUCAAAGUUGCUGAUUUUGGACUUUCCAGGUUGUUUCCUAACGAUGUUACUCAUGUUUCAACUGCUCCUCAAGGGACACCAGGUUAUGUCGAUCCUGAAUAUCACCAAUGUUAUCAGCUUACUGAUAAAAGUGAUGUUUAUAGCUUUGGAGUUGUGUUGAUUGAGCUAAUAUCAUCAAUGCCUGCUGUUGAUAUAAGUAGGCAUCGACACGAGAUUAAUCUGGCUAACUUAGCAGUAACCAAGAUUCAAAAAUGUGCAUUUGAUGAGUUGAUUGACGCAUCUUUUGGGUAUAAUUCAGAAGAAAAAGUUAAAAGAAUGACUAUUUCGGUAGCGGAGUUGGCAUUUCGAUGUUUACAACUAGACAAGGAAAUGAGACCAACAAUGGAUGAGGUUUUGGAGGAACUAAGGAGAAUUCAAAGCAUUGGAGAGGAAGUAAAAGAUGAUGAUGAUGAUGAUGAUCAGGCAUUGAGGAAUACUCUGCUAUUAUCUUCACCACCAGAUAGUGGUGAUGAAUCUCUGUUGAAGAAUAUUCGAUUGCCUCCUUCACCAGAUACUGUAACUGCUAAAUGGCCUAGCUGUAAUUCGAAUACACCUAGUGUUAGUGGUUAAGCUUUUGUGCCUCUUUGGUGCUGCUUAAUUUUGAAGGUGGCUAUAUCAGAGAUGAUUAACAUUUGUAUAAGAUCGAAAUUAGUUUCUCAUCUUGCUUUCUAUCUUCUGUUGUUUAUAGAGAGAAAUUUAAUUAAGUUAAAGGAUUAGUAGGUCAUUGUAUAAGGGAGUGUAUAUAGAAAAUGGAGGCCAUAGCUAUAUAACAGUGUCCAUAUAAAUACAUAUAUUUUUUCUAAA
Jatropha curcas is the source of this 2510-nucleotide messenger RNA. RefSeq names its product LEAF RUST 10 DISEASE-RESISTANCE LOCUS RECEPTOR-LIKE PROTEIN KINASE-like 1.1. The record is from RefSeq and is a predicted model, not a curated record. Gene Ontology annotation, molecular function: polysaccharide binding; ATP binding; protein kinase activity. Lineage: Eukaryota; Viridiplantae; Streptophyta; Magnoliopsida; Malpighiales; Euphorbiaceae. Gene Ontology annotation, biological process: protein phosphorylation.